Molecule: messenger RNA, 1041 nt
Organism: Papaver somniferum (opium poppy)
Lineage: Eukaryota; Viridiplantae; Streptophyta; Magnoliopsida; Ranunculales; Papaveraceae
Exons: 1
Coding region: 1-1041 (346 amino acids)
Source: RefSeq, a predicted model, not a curated record
AUGUACAUAGAUUGCAAGAACUCUACAGGUGCAGAAUUCAUAUGUGCCACUACCGACAUAACAGCAUCUGACCUCCUCGACUCAUCUUGUGAAGAUCUCCAGAUAGUGCACAAAUCGUUCUUUCCUCUUAACGGGGUGUUAAACCAUGAAGGUCAGUCUCAUCCAUUGCUUUCGGUGCAGGUAACUCAAUUGAUUGACGGCAUAUUCAUUGGAUGCAGCAUGAACCACACUGUCUGUGAUGGAACAUCUUUUUGGCAUUUCAUAGCUUCAUGGGCUGAAAUUUCUAGAGGAGGUGGGUUUGGUCUUCUCUCAUGCCAACCUAUCCUUGAACGCUGUUUUUUCGACACUGAUUCCCCAAUUCGCAUCCCUAUCUCCACAUUCCAACUCCUUCCACAGAGAUAUUCUCAUAAUAUUAGUCCACUUGAAGAGAGAAUUUUUAAUUUUAAGCAAGAAAGCAUCGCCAGAUUGAAAACAAAGGCUAAUUUAGAGAUCAGUGAUAGUAGUAUUACUACUACUGUCUCGUCUUUACAAGCUUUGUUUGCUCAUGUUUGGUUAGCCACGACUCGUGCUAGAAAAUUAGAUCCAAAUGAAGAGACCAGUUUUUGGUUAUCGAUAGGUAACAGAUCUAGGAUGAAUCCACCUAUGCCCGAAGCAUACUUCGGAAACUCGCUCCAGCAUGGUGUGGCAAAUGCUAAGGCUGGUGAGUUACUUGAAAAAGGACUUGGAUGGGCAGCUUUGUUAUUAAACCAAGUGAUCGUGUCUUAUGAUAACGACAACGUUCUAAGUAUUUGGAAAUCAUGGACGGUGAAACCCAGUUUCAUGUUCACUGGUAAUUCUUCACCCCCAAAGAACAUUUUGGUGUCAGGAGGAUCUCCAAGGUUCAAUGUGUAUGACAAUGAUUUUGGUUGGGGCAAGCCUGUUGCAGUGCGGACUGGGUGUUCUAGCCACUACGAUGGUAGGGUUAUACCGAGUCGUGGAGUGGUUGAAGGAAGUAUAGACCUUGAAGUUUGUUUGUCUCGUGAGAUUAUGCAGGCUAUAUAG